AUGGCAACAGGGAGUAAUAAUGGUCAUAUACUGAAUACUUGUGAUCCAACUUUAUGGUCUGAAGUAGAUCAGCCACUGCUAGGCCAAGUAACAGAACAAUCACGGGACACUUCCUCCCUGAAUGCUGUAGAGUGGUCACUGCGACGUUAUGGCCGAUUUAUGCCUGGAGCUUUGGGCACUGCUUCAGGCUCUUGGAAGGUUUUGGAGUCAAAUGAAGAAUCUGGCUUUCUUGUUCUCAGUAUAGUUAUUUCAGGCCAUUUCUUCAUUUCCAGAGGAAAAGAAGUACUGGAAGGAUUUUCAUUAAUCGGUGCUUCUCAGUGGCUAAAGGUAGUCCGAAAAGCAGAUUGCAUGUUAGUUGGUUCAAAAUUAAAGACCAAACAUCGUAUGUUCCGUAUACAGUUUACUGGAGACUCCAAAGCUCAGGCAGAAGAGCACUGCCAUAACUGCCUGCAGAAACUAGCUGAGUAUAUUCCAAUUCAAGUAACAGGUGCAAUAAGACAGGAACUACGCCAAGGCCACAGUCUGCUUCUCACUGAUGAAAGUCAACUGAAAGAUAUGGAACAAAAUGUACCAGUACAACAUGCUGUUGUAAAUCUACCUCCAAUACGUGGAACAGUGUCUGUAGCAGAGCUGGCGCAGUAUUUGCUGAUAUCAGAUGCUCAACGUCCUCUUGCAUAUCAACAAUCCACAUGGAGUCCUGAAGAUUUAAGCAGUUUUAUUCGCUUGUGCCUAUUGGAUCAACACUUCCCAGCAUUUGUAGAAGAAGUAGAGAAACAGCUAAAAAAACUUAUAGAUGGCUAA
Molecule: messenger RNA, 801 nt
Organism: Python bivittatus (Burmese python)
Lineage: Eukaryota; Metazoa; Chordata; Lepidosauria; Squamata; Pythonidae
Gene: REC114
Product: REC114 meiotic recombination protein
Source: RefSeq, a predicted model, not a curated record